UUUGUAUUUUCAUUAAGUCUCCAACCCUCCAGUCUUCACGACUGAUCUUUCAAAUGUAAAACUAGACCUCCAAUGCCAAGAACUAGCCUGUCAAGAAAAAAUCAAGUUGCGACGGAAAAUUGCAAAUCAGGAGGCAUUGAAAUUUUUAAUUAAAAAAGCCGUUUUUAAUAUUCACACGGCCCUAUAGAACAUGAUCAACAUUAUCGUUGUAAUGUUUUCUUUUCUGUGUGUGACAGCAAUUUUUGGUAUCUUCUUGCAAAUGGUAAAUAUGAAAGGGACACCAAAAAUUAUGUAUGAUUUAUACUCCCAUGGAAAAAGUUGUGAAGGGAAAUUAUUUUCUACAUUGAUUUCAGCUGUUCUAGUUCCAAAGAGUUGGUUUUUUCACUUCUAUCUCUUUUCAACAAUUUAUACAUUCAUUAUUUUAAUAGUAAUAGUAUGGAUGAUUUUGACAAAAAAUCAGCUUCCUAUAUUUAUUACUAUGUACAUUAGCUCUCUAUCUGCUCAUUCCUGCAUAAAUAUAGCCAGCCCUGAGAUAUCACUUUUGGCUGCCACACUUUUUCUCCUUCAGGUUUCUAGACGGAUGUAUGAAAGUAUGUAUGUCACCAUUUUCUUGGACUCAAAGAUGAACCUUGGCCACUAUAUAGUUGGGUAUCUCCAUUACUGGGGUUGUGGCACUAUCCUUCUUUCGUAUGCAGCUUGCCAAUCUAUUCAAGAAAACCACAUGCAUGAACAGGCAAGAAAUGAAAUUUGUUUACAACAUGUCAUUGGAACAGUUUUAUUCAUCAUUGCAUUCCAUCAGCAGCAUAUAGUCCAUGUUACUUUGGCAAAUUUAAGGAAAAAUCCUCAUAGUAUGCAAAAACAUAGUCUUCCACAAGGCGGUCUUUUUAAUUAUGUGUCUUGCCCAAACUUUCUCUGCGAAAUCAUCAUUUACCUCGCAAUUAAUCUUCUACUGGGAGUCGAUUAUUAUCCCUGGACGCUAAUAACAUUUUGGGUCUUGACAAACCAGAUUAUGAACGCUACCAUAUCCCAAAAGUGGUAUAAAUCGAAAUUUAAGGAAUUCCCGCCUACAAGAAAAGCCUUGAUUCCUUUCGUGUACUGACACAAACUCGGAUAAAAGAUGGAAACAAUAACCACCCUACAGUUUAUAGUGAAAUGCAAUAACUUAUUGGUUACUUCUUUUCUUAAGUUUGCCACAGUGUCAUUUAAAUUUAAUUUGUCGAUCAAACAAAGAUCUCGAAAAUCAGA
Messenger RNA from Daphnia magna, 1245 nucleotides. Its product is annotated as polyprenol reductase. The record is from RefSeq and is a predicted model, not a curated record. The coding region runs from base 191 to 1099 and encodes 302 amino acids. The transcript has 6 exons. Gene Ontology annotation, biological process: dolichol-linked oligosaccharide biosynthetic process; polyprenol catabolic process. NCBI's taxonomy places the organism in Eukaryota, Metazoa, Arthropoda, Branchiopoda, Diplostraca, Daphniidae. Gene Ontology annotation, cellular component: endoplasmic reticulum. Gene Ontology annotation, molecular function: 3-oxo-5-alpha-steroid 4-dehydrogenase activity.